Anneissia japonica is the source of this 2730-nucleotide messenger RNA. RefSeq names its product bridging integrator 3-like. Gene Ontology annotation, cellular component: actin cortical patch; cytoplasm. The record is from RefSeq and is a predicted model, not a curated record. The transcript has 6 exons. Gene Ontology annotation, biological process: endocytosis; plasma membrane tubulation; actin cortical patch localization. Lineage: Eukaryota; Metazoa; Echinodermata; Crinoidea; Comatulida; Comatulidae. The coding region runs from base 97 to 867 and encodes 256 amino acids. Gene Ontology annotation, molecular function: protein binding; lipid binding.
AAAUAUAUAUGUAUAGAUGGCGUCCUUCCGAAAUCAAUUAUGUUAUUGUGGUAAGGUAUCACAAUUAAAUGUCAAACAAAUUUCAUUAUAUAAAAAAUGAGUUGGUUUUCGUUUAGUCGUUUGUCAACACCGAAGAAGACAGUAAUCACAAAAGGAGAAGAAAAAGCAUUUGAGGAUGAAGUACAAAAAAUUGAAGUCCUUGAUGAAGCUACCAAGAAGUUAUAUAAAGACAUGAAAAAAUGCAUAGACAGCAUGGCUCAGUUGUCUAAGUUACAGUGUCGUAUAGGACAGGAUUUAGCUGCGAGCCCACUUUUAAAUACAGAGGAUGAUUUCAAAGAGUUUGAAGAAAUGUAUGCAAGUAUUUCAAGUGUUGACGAAUUUAUGGUUCAAUUUAAUGAGAAUGCGCAGCGCUGCAUGAUAGAUCCAAUGAAGAAGUUCAGCGCUAUAUUCCCUAGUGUGUAUUCGGCCAUUAGAAAACGUGAACAGUUGCUACAGGAAUUCAGAAAAGCUCAUGCUAAGAUGGAAAAAUAUCAAGAAAAAGAACGGACUGGUCCCAACAUUGUUAAAUUUGAACAGGCUAAGAAAGCUUUGAAUGCAGCGAGAGUGGAGUACGAAGCAGAGCACACGCAGUUGAUGGAGGAGCUCCCGCAGUUCUUUGAUGGCAGGAUAGCUUACUUCCAGCCUUGCUUUGAGGCCCUCAUUAAAUCACAAGUUAACUAUUACACAGAGUGCUUUCAUAUAUAUGCUGAACUUGCAGCGCAUUUGAAAGGCGAGGAAUUUGCUGUUAUUGAUGAUGAGAAAUAUGAAGUUAUCUUACAGCAGAAGUUGUCCGAUAUUCGUGCUCUUUCCAUUGUUAUAGAUGAUUAAAGUCGGAAUCAUGGAUGAAAAUUGUUGAAAGGACUUGUGGGUAAAAGUUGUUUCCAGUUUUUAUCGACCCAGGUUUUAAACCAAACGUAGAAAAAAAGGAAAGGAAUUGUAGGUAGAAGUUGGAACGUUGUAUGUAAGAAGUAGAAAAUGUUUGUUGAUAAGAAUUCUGUUCUGAAAAUUUGAAAGGAAUUUUUUUUAAUGUAAUAAAGUGGAAAGUAUUUGUUUUAAAAAAAAAAUUUUAUGAAUUGUUGGUAAAAUAUUGGAAAGGAACUGUUAAAUUAAAAAUGUUGUGAAAACUAAAUAUGUAAUAAAAAUAUUUAAUAGUUUGAUAGAGGUAAUGUUUGUUUUGAAUUGGUGCAAUAAUAAUUUUAACAAAGAUAGUUUUUUUCAAUUUCAUAUCCAGCUUUAAUAAUUUUAAAAAUAAAAAUUGUAUUUAGUGAGCAAACUGUAUGCAUUAGAAUUUUGUUAUGUUUAAAUAUUAUUAAAUUUAGACUGCAAAAUAUAUAUUCAGAUGUUUCUUUAAACAAAUAGAUAUAACUGUGGCAUGUUCAAUAGAUUGGAUUUUAUAAAAUAGAAUAGUGAAAAUUGUAAUUAUGAUAUACUGAUUUUAAGCCGUUCAUUGAAAGAUCAAUCAUUUUAAAUCGUCUACAAAAUGUUUUAAAACUGACUAUAAUUAGUUUUUUAAUUUAGAAUGGUGUUGCUUCAGAAUUGUUUACAUAAUAGGAUCAAUUAACACAAAAUGUAUCUGAAUUACCAUUUCACACCGAAAUAUUCUAGUGUAAUAUGUUAUAGCUCUAAAUGUUAGAUUGUCAUAUAAAACUAAUUAUUAUUAUAUAAUAUAUAUAUAUAUGUGUAUAUAUAUAUAUGUAUAUAUAUAUAUACGUGUAUAUAUAUAUAUAUAUAUAUGUAUACAUUGGUCGACAUGUGUUCAAAUAAUAAAACAAUAAUAAUGAUGCAAAAACACUGAGUUUCUGCAUUAUUAUAUAUACAUAAAUCACCAGAAGAAACCACAGAAUUGGUAAAAGUUUGUUGAAGUGUUUGUGUGGGUUUGUGGUUAAAUGUACACUAAAACUGGAAGUAGAAUAGGUUAGUAGAAUUAAUAUAUCCUCAGACGUACAGUGUGUAGGUUAAGUGAGACUUUUUUUAUACCUUCUUUAGCUAACCCACCGACUGAUUUCAAAUAAAAAUAAACUUUUAUUUUCGGCCAAUUAGUGCACACGCCUCCACGAAAAGUGGAAAUUUCAGGAAGAAAAAUAAAUUUUUCUUGAAAUCUCCAAAGGUAUGUAUAUUUCUUCCUAAAUAUAUAAAUUUGAAGCAUUUAACCAUCCUAUUUUACAUUCACAAAUGAAAUUUUAUUAUAUUUUUUUAUUUUCUCGUCUGUCUGGAUGAAUUUGGCAGAAGUAUUUGCUAAAUAAGAAAACAAAAUUUUUUUUUUUUAUUUGACCCCCCCCCCCCGAUAAUCUAAUAAUUCGAAACAAGGAAUAAAAAUAAUUCUUGCCUUACGCAUUACGUGUGUUUCAUCGGUUGCGUAUGAACAUGCUCAGUGUUGAUAUUUGUGUUCUGCUCUAAUCAACCCAGCAAUUAUGAUCCUCUCUCCCUCUCUCUCUCUCUCUCUUUUUGCACCCCCUCCCCAUUUAUCACUCGCUCUACUCCCUAUUAUUUUCCAUUCCUCAAGGAAGAACUAUGUUCUCAUAGAAUGAGUAUCCACUAUCCAGGAUUGAAGGAAUUUUGUGAAAGUAUUGUACAAGAAGAUAAUGAAUUCAAAAAUUCAUUGUGUAUAUCAUUCCAUAGGUUAAUGUAUAUGAAUUGUUUUACCUGUCCUAUGUAAAAUAUAAUAAACUAAAAUUAUCGUAAAAAAUACAA